This is a messenger RNA of Acanthochromis polyacanthus (spiny chromis), 5106 nucleotides long. It is a transcript of the gene heg1, whose product is annotated as heart development protein with EGF-like domains 1. The record is from RefSeq and is a predicted model, not a curated record. Gene Ontology annotation, biological process: heart development. Gene Ontology annotation, molecular function: calcium ion binding. Bases 729 to 3281 code for a protein of 850 amino acids. Lineage: Eukaryota; Metazoa; Chordata; Actinopteri; Pomacentridae. The transcript is spliced from 14 exons.
AGGCUGCUCCCUCGGCUCUGUUAUCUUCCGUUCCCCGCCGUCUAAGCAGCGGAUCUCCUCCGGACCUCCACCAGGAUUUAUUCAUUUCCUACUAAAACUUCACUAAAAGCCGCAGCGCUCCUCCCAUGGUGUCCCCGGGAGACUCUCCGGCAUCCACUCGACUUUUCGGAAACUAUCGGCGGCCGUUUUGGGGUCUUGGAAAUCAUGGAAACGUGGUUCUUGAAUCACGUCCUCGGUUUGUCUCUGUCAGUCCUCCUGCUGGGUCUACCGGGGCCCCUCGGGGCAGGGACCCCCAGUAACAACAGCGCGGAUCCGGUAACGGAGGGAUUUUAUUAUUCGGCGGCAACAGACGAAGCCAGCACCAGGGAAAACAAUGCAACUUCAACUUCAUACUCCAGCGAGAGUUUAUCACCAUCACAGAGGAGCCUGCUGCUCACACACACUGCCGAGACACACGCUGCUGCUGCUGCAAAUCUCGACACGGAGCAGACACAAACCUCCACUGAAACAAGCAGCAGGAUUCUAGAGGCCAUAAGUCUGUCUACUGAGCCGCUCGCCUCCACCCUUGUAAUCCCCACUGAUGGAAGAGCAGCAGCAGCAGCAGCAGCAGCAGCAGCAGCAGCAGCAGCAGCAGCAGCAGCAGCAGCAGCAGCAGCAGCAGCAGCAGCAGCAGCAGCAGCAGCAGCAGCAGCAGCAGCGACUGGAAAGAUUUUACUAACACAGACCAGAUGCCAGGCACCUCUCACGCUGUGUCCCGGGAGGCCAGGCCCUGGAUGUUUACAGAUGAUACCAGCAUGCCGCAGGACAGCCCAGACACCACCCUCAGACUUGGUGAUGCUACAGCUUCGGAGUCGCAGACCGCCGUCCUCACUGACAGCACCUACACCACCACCAUCAGCCGAGCUGGAGAGAGGACCCUGCUGUCUGUCACCUCCUCCUCCACCAACAGCAGCUCGUCUACCUUUACAGAAGACUCAAACUCCCAUCAGCCUCCCUCCACAUGGGGUGUUCCUCCCAAGCAUGCAGAGACUGAGGACUAUACCCACAGUGCCCCGUCCACGAGAACAGAUGGAAGGGAAACGACAGACGAGCACAGGACCGACUCCUCCAAUGGGGUCUUUUCAGAGACUGGGAGCCCUGAAGGUUACAGAGGAACCCAGAGUUUAACUGGACACCCUAGUUCCAGCCAGCAUGAACAGACGUCGACAUCAGAGCAGACCUCCGACUCGACACCUCCUCUCAGGGUGACAGAGCCCAGCACUGACCGGUCUGAAGUGUCAGUUUCCUCCACACCUCCUUUCACCUCACCUGCAGGAGGUCCUACCAACGUCUCAGGGACAGACCAGGGGUCAGACUCCAGUGUUGGAACCUCCACAGAAUCUUCUACUGGAGCCCAAAGCUCUAGCACUCAGAACCAGGAGGGCACUGAGGGGUUUUCAACCCAGACCAGAGAUGGAAGCGUGGGCUUGGGUCUGACUGCAGUGCCCUCUACUGUCAGCAGCAGUACGUCUGAAAUGGACGACCCUCUGACAGAGAGGCCAGUGCUGGUUACUGACGUCUUCCUCACCACCACGCCUGUCACUGUCACAGAAAGAUCACAGACAACAGAGGAAGACACUGUCAAAGCCUCUACCUUCACCACCACCACCACCACCACCAUCGCCACCACGGCCACCAGCACCUCUGUUCUACCUGCAACCUCAUCCUCAUGGUUGAGUAGCUCGUCUAGCAGCUCUACUCCAAUGUCUCCUACUGAGGCCACCAUCCCAUCCACUGCUCCCUCCACCACAGCCUCCACCCCGGUCCUGCACACCUCUCAGCCUCACCCGACGCACCAUGUCUCCCCCAGCCAAACCCAGGGGCCUUCGACUGGGAUCGCUACACCUACCAAAGUCACCACCUUGCACACUGAAGCAAGCACAGGAACUCAGAGAACCACAACAUCUCACAGCCAGGAUGUCACCACCAGCUACACCCACACUAACCCAAUCAAGACGACAGAGGCUCUGCAGACAACUAGGAAACAGACAGACGGAGAAACCACAGAGCUGGUCGUGACAACAUCCCCCACUAAAGUACCACCACCACCAACAUCAGGAAACCCCUGUGAGGCAAACCCUUGUAUGAAUGGAGGGAUGUGUGUGAGCUAUAGAAGGCAUCAGUUCACCUGUCAGUGUCAGCAGGCGUGGACAGGAACGACCUGCAACCAGGAUGUGGAUGAGUGUGAGCAGGACCCCUGUCCCGCUGGCUCCAAAUGUGUGAACACACGAGGCUCCUUCAGCUGUGAAUGUCCGCUCGGGUUUGACCUUGAAGAUGGACGCACAUGCACCAGAGCGAAGACGUUUCUGGGAACGUUCAGCGUUAACAGACUGUCACAUGACCCUGCCAUCCUCAAGAGCACCACCAUGCAUGAGAUCCAGAGAGAGAUCCUUCAGCUGCUCAACAUGUCAUUGUCAGUCCUUCGAGGUUACAGUCGCUCAACACUGAGUAAGAAAGAGGAGGACGGAGUUCGUAUCUUGGCUGUCAACAUGUUUUCCAUCUCCACCGAUGUGACGACUGCUGAGGUCUACAACAGCAUCCAGAUGUCCCUCAGCAACUGCAGCUCCUCAUUGGCCCACUGCCGGAUGGUCCUGCAGCACCAGCUCACGUACCACGUGGAGAGUCUCUGUGUGGCUCAGAAGACUCAGUGUGUGACUGAACGCUCCACCUGCACAGACAGCAGUGGCACAGCCUCCUGCCAGUGUCUUCCCGGAUACUACAAACACAAUCCUGAUGAUUUGUCCUGCUUAGAAUGUGGAGACGGCUACAAGCUGGAAAAUGGCACCUGUGUCCCGUGCAUGUUUGGGUUUGGAGGAUUCAAUUGUGGAAACUUUUACAAACUGAUUGCAGUCGUGGUGUCACCUGCAGGGGGCGCCCUGCUCCUCAUUCUGGUCGUUGCUCUCAUUGUCACCUGCUGCAAGAAAGACAAAAAUGACAUCAAUAAGAUUAUCUUCAGGAGUGCCGACCUGCAGAUGUCCCCGUAUGCAGACUUCCCUAAAAAUAACCGGAUAUCCAUGGAGUGGGGCAGGGAGACCAUAGAAAUGCAAGAGAACGGCAGCACGAAAAACCUGCUACAGAUGACUGACAUUUACUACUCUCCUGCUUUGCGUAACUCCGACCUGGAGAGAAAUGGCCUGUACCCGUUCACAGGCCUGCCGGGAUCUCGCCACUCGUGCAUCUACCCAGCUCAGUGGAACCCCUCUUUCAUCAGUGACGAUUCACGGAGAAGAGACUACUUCUGAGUGCCCCACCUUGAACACACACACACACAUAGACACCCCCUAAAAACGUAGCCACUUUUUUUACUCACAAUAGAUUUGUCAUGAGGAUUUUCUGUCACAGUGACAACAGCUGCACUGUUUCUGAAAACCCAUUUGACCACCUGCAUUCAGGGCUGCAAACUAUAUAUGUAAAUGUGUGUGUGUGUGUGUGUGUGUGUGUGUGUGUGUGUGUGUGUGUGUGUGUGUGUGUGUGUGUGUGUGUGUGUGUGUUCUUGUACUUGCUACAUGGUGAGGACCAUUUUCUGCAUUUAACUAUCAAAGUGAGGACAUUUUUACAAAGUGAGGACAUUUUGGCCGGUCCUCACUUUGAAACAGCCAUGUUUGAGGGUGAAGACUUGUUUUUAGAGAACAGGUAUGAAUUGAGGUUUGGUUAGGGUUAGGGUAAGGAUUAAGUUUAGGCAAUCAGUUGUGAUGGUUAAGGUUAGGGUAAGGCUCUAGGAAAUGCAUUACGCCUAUGGAUGUCCUCACUAAGAUAGAAGUACAAACAUGUGUGUGUGUGUGUGUGUGUGUGUGUGUGUGUGUGUGUGUGUGUGUGUGUUCUUGUACUUGCUACAUGGUGAGUACCAUUUUCUGCAUUUAACUAUCAAAGUGAGGACAUUUUUACAAAGUGAGGACAUUUUGGCCGGUCCUCACUUUGAAACAGCCAUGUUUGAGGGUGAAGACUUGUUUUUAGAGAACAGGUAUGAAUUGAGGUUUGGUUAGGGUUAGGGUAAGGAUUAAGUUUAGGCAAUCAGUUGUGAUGGUUAAGGUUAGGGUAAGGCUCUAGGAAAUGCAUUACGCCUAUGGAUGUCCUCACUAAGAUAGAAGUACAAACAUGUGUGUGUGUGUGUGUGUGUGUGUGUGUGUGUGUGUGUGUGUGGAUAUAGGGGAAGUACACAUUUUGCAAGUAAAAUGUGUUCUUUUGUAACCAUUUUUGUUGUUUUUGCAUGUUUUACCUCAUUUCCUUCAAGUCAUAUACACUUGACGUCGCUUUCCAUGCAGCCACUGAUUCUCAUUUGUGUCAGUGUCAGUGAUCCAUAGCGGUAAGCAUCAUUUCUGCCUCUCCUGUUGUCAGAGUUGUGCUACUGCUGCCAGGUAAUGUACUGCAGAGGAAAAUAAUCUGCACUACAUUAAUGCACAAGGAGUAAAAGCGUGUACGAUGUUCCCAUUGCGCUCAGCGACAAUGUGGGGAAACAUCUUACAAUGGCGUAACAUGACGUGUUGCAAAUCGACCAGAACAUGCAAAAACACUGAUACUGUAGUUCCUUGAGUGCUGAAAUAUGAAUAUGUGUGUGCCACUGCUGUGAUUUGAAAAUAGUCUUGUUAGAGAAUGAAGUCUUGAUGGAACAUGAUGACAAACCACUGAGAGAUGCACAAAAUUUUUUUCCGUGCCCACAGAAACUGAGGAAUGACUUUUUAAUCAAAUGCCAGUGUUUAUUUAUUCCAUGUAUGGUCAAGUUGUUGACAUGUAGCAUAAUAAACAUCUCAUACCUACACACUGACAGACUUUAGAGGGAUGAACCUGUGGCUUUAAGUGCAUGUGUGUCUACAUUUGUGUGUGUGACAGAGAGGGAGAGCAAGUGUGUGUGUUUGUUACAUGUGCCAUUUGUGAUGUGUGUGUGAGGAAUAAUUAUCUGUAUACCAGAAUGAUCAUAACUGUUGGAAUGUAAAGAUGUAUCAUAAUUAGCGAUUUCUGUCAUGGAUUCUUAUUUUUAUGUGAGUGUUUUCUUUCUUUGUGUUUAUAUGGUCUGUUCAUUCUGGCGUUUUAGUCAGAUGUGCUUAUUUAAAUAAAAAAAAUUGCACAGCG